CGCGCGAGUUGGGUGCUUUACGCGCUGUCACGCGAGAGCGAGUUGCUCGGCCGAGAGCGAACGACACGGGCGUGUUGUGCGCGCAGCCUUUGGGAUUAUGUGCCGGAGUAGUGCUGUCCAGACGAUGCGCUGGUGUGUCAAAAAUAAUAAAUAAAUAAAGAGCACUUGGUGAGCGCUAUCUCUCGGGCGCACCUCCGCGAUAAUAGCCAAGAGGAGAGCGAGUGCUCGUCGAUCAAUGACAAGUCAUCGUGACGUACGAGUGGUCGUCGUCGUUGCAAGCAGCGCCAGCAGCUUCGGCUCGAUAUUUCGACGAGAGGCGACACGAGUACCACCUUUGUCCACCUGCCAACGGGCUUUUUUAAAAGUGCAGUCUAGCACCAGCAGUAUCCGAAUGCGAGUAUGUAGGAGCGCGCAUCCGUUGUUCGCAGCGGCGCAAGUGGAUCGACAACAUGUGAUCAGCGGGAGCGAGGCGCAGGCGCGCGGCAAGCGUGCUGCACGUGCCCCGGCGACGACCAUGUGAACGAAACUUGUGCGGAGUGCAUUGGUCGACCGACCAGAGUAACGAAAAAGAUCGCGCGAAGAGACGAAGGCUCGAGCGGAGCGAGCGAGCGAGCGGCCAGCGAAACAUGAGGAUGGGAGGACUGGUGCUGGGCACGGCAAUCCUAGGAUUGUUCGUGUCGUCGUCGGGAUUGCCGUCGGCGAGCAGCACAGCUACGAGUCUUGGUAACGGCAGGUGUAACGCAGCGCCUUGCACGUGCGACAAAUUCGGUAGACUCACCUGCGACUGCAAGGACAGUUCAGAGGAGCUGAUUCUAACGUCGGAAGGUGAAUGGGGUUUAAGCCUACAUACCAGUCGCAUCUCGGUAAACCAUUGUUCCUCAGUCGUCCUCACCAAUCAUAGCCUCGUUCAAAUGGAUGGCUUGAUGUCGGUAGACUUCGUCAACGUUGCCAAUCUGAGCCUCGUACGAUAUAGCUUCAAACUCUCGGCCAAAGCUACCAAAACGCGAGUAACCAUAAGAAAUAGCAGUCUUGAGGUGUUACCAAGCAACGUCUUUCAUGGCGACAUCGAGACAAUCGUCAUGGACAAUACGCGGAUAUCGCACGUAACGGCGUUCGCCUUCGCCAAUCUCAUCAACACCAAUAGCAUAACCUUGGAAAAUUGCCGUAUCAACAAUUUGGAAGCGUUGGCUUUCAAAAAAUUCGACGUUAAAUUUCUUCACAUUAUCGGCGGAAGUUUGGGCGAUAGGAUACCAAGUCGCGUAAUGAACGACAUCGAGGUUACCGACAAGUUCAUGCUCGACGGUGUUCGCAUGGGCACGAUACAAAGUUCUGCGUUCAUCAUUCGUAAACCCAAGACUGUGGCGAUUCUAAAUUGUGCGAUAAACGACGUCGAGGGCGAGGCAUUCGACAUAACCGCCAGCGGCACUGUGAUCAUCAAGAAUAACACAUUGGAACACGUUUCCUUCGGGGCUUUCCUGUCGAUAAGGGCGGACACGGACAACCGACAGCCAAGUGGACAGCCACACAGCCUUAUGUUCAAGGACAACAACGUGACCAAUUUUGAGGAGGGUUCGCUGUUGUUCGAUCGCAACAGCUUCCGAGUGGAAUUCAGCAACGUGUUGGUUAAUCAAGCCUGCGAUUGUGACCAGAUAAACAUCUGGCGUAGCCAGAUACUAAAUUACACCAACGUGUACUCAAGACUAAUAACCUCGCGAGAAGGUACCACCAGUAUCGUGGCGCCACCGUUCACACUAGAGUCGAGCGUCGACGAUCCAGAAACCUUCCUCUGCCUGGAAGAUCCAGAAAGCAGCACGACCAUGUCGUUCGUCAAAUACGAGAAUCGUCACUGUGUUCUAAGCAGCUCCAUGCUCUUUCUUAUUCUCGCUUUGUCGGCUUUAGUUCUGGUCCUAUUGUUCGUCACUUGUCUGGUAGUUUAUUGCUGUCGGAAGCGACGAAGGGAUGCGCAGAAGCGUUGGAUCAGCGUACCGACAACGGCACCGGAUGUGGUCAACUCCAAGAUGGCUAAGAACGGUAACGUCGUUAACGUGACUGCGGGUGGCGCUCCGGUCGACAGUAGGAUAACAAUGGUAGUUCCUGACGGAAGACUGUAUAGGGAAACCGAGUUUCACGUUAUCGUGGAGAAGGCUGAACCAUUGACGACGGAAUUGUAACGAGAGCUACCGCGUGUCUCACACGCGAGAGACACGCAAACCAAUCGACGCGCAGGGCAGUCCCCGCAGCAACAACUCAGCAUCGAGGAGUACGUCGAAGAUACCUCAAGGGUUUACAGGCUGUGACCAAAGGCGAGAAUCGGCAGCCGUGUAAAUACGUGAUAUUAGAUGAUUUUCGUGAGGUAUUUUUCGACCUUUACAGUGAAGCACGUCGAAACGAAACGAACGUUCUGUGGUGAUGGCUUCAUGGACCAUUUGUGAUUAUAUAUAUAUAUAUAUACAUACAUAUGCAAAUAUACAUAUAAAUAACGAGUGUGCGAGCGAUCGAGGGAGAGAGAGUGAGAGAGAGAGAAAAGAAAAGAGUAAAUGUAUAUUUUUCCUCCGAACGACAGAUUGUGAAGAAAAAGCGCAUACAUCAGCGUUUUGUUGUCUGCAAGCCAUGAUCAAAUAAAAGCUUAUAGUUUUUGCGUUUGCCAUAUCCCCUUAUCCCACCUCAUAUUCCAUUGGUAUAUCGAAUAAUAUAUAUCAAAGAAUAUAAACAUUAAAAUGUCUGACUCUACGAACACGCACAUGCACACGUAUCGUUUGUUAUUUCUGAAAUAAUAAAAAAUUGUUUUGUUUCGUUCUUUAUAAAUAUAAAAUGUUUAAUUUAAAAAGAUAAAAAUGAAAAUAAAAACAUAAGACGUCGGUGUCGUGUCGCUGUCACGUUAGCUUUGGUUUGCUUUAUUUCGCGCAGGCGGAAUUAGCUUCGGAGAGUGCGCGUCGCACAUCUCAUUUAAUCUCGCGCUGCGCCUCCUCAAUGCCAUUGUAUUCCCCAUUAGCUUUCACGAGUGCCAGUGCUUCAAGUGUGUCAUCGCGGAGAGACCCCGAGAUGUCGUACCUUAGUCCUUAAGUCGAGUUGCCGGAGGGCGAGAUUGCCGCCGAAAAUAAUAACACAUACACGCUCACGUAUAAAGCCUAGUCGCGAGUUUCAUGCGGAUUUUCACGCUCGCAAAACAAUACGAAUAAUAGUAUGUAAGGGAGUUUGAUCGAUUGGCGGCGAAAAGCGCGUCAUUCUUUCCUAAUUGUAAGGAUACUGUAAUUAGUAUUUGGCGACGUAGACGCGCAAAUGCGAUGGAUCGGUUUUGUAACGAACGAAGAAGCGAGCAUUGUGUAACUAAGCGAGUAUUUAAGCGUUCUAUUGCGACGAUACCAACCCUCAAUUGUUUCCUUUAUUUUCAAUAAAAAAUCAAACGACA
This is a messenger RNA of Phymastichus coffea, 3409 nucleotides long. RefSeq lists its product as uncharacterized. The coding region runs from base 627 to 2171 and encodes 514 amino acids. NCBI's taxonomy places the organism in Eukaryota, Metazoa, Arthropoda, Insecta, Hymenoptera, Eulophidae. The transcript has 4 exons. The record is from RefSeq and is a predicted model, not a curated record.